Messenger RNA from Hippocampus comes (tiger tail seahorse), 3924 nucleotides. RefSeq names its product mannosidase, alpha, class 2B, member 2 (gene man2b2). Gene Ontology annotation, molecular function: carbohydrate binding; alpha-mannosidase activity. The transcript is spliced from 17 exons. The record is from RefSeq and is a predicted model, not a curated record. Gene Ontology annotation, biological process: mannose metabolic process. NCBI's taxonomy places the organism in Eukaryota, Metazoa, Chordata, Actinopteri, Syngnathiformes, Syngnathidae. Gene Ontology annotation, cellular component: lysosome. The coding region runs from base 1061 to 3748 and encodes 895 amino acids.
CUAUUAUGUGUUUUGUUUAUUCAUUUAACACAAAUAAAUGGAUACAAAAAAAGUGACAGGUGACGUAACCUCCUGGACUUAGGCAAAAGUAAAGCUGUACGGAGAGAAGUAUACGAGAAUACACAAAGUAAGCAGUAAAAGUGUUUUUGUACGUGUCCUUUAUAUGCAAUAUCCGUUUUGACCUGGCAUAAAGACAAACAACUAGGAGUUUUAUUUGGACAAUUUUUUUGGGUUCUAUUUCGUGACUUCUUGCAACCAAGGAACUAUUGAAGUGGGUAAAGUUUUAUUCAGUCAAAAGUUACCCUUUGCCACCGCCUCUUGGCAUGUUGUUGCCGAGGAACUACAUUGGAAGUGCAUUAAGGAUGGUUAAUCUUGUGGCAUCGAGAAGCAAUUCCAAACAUUUUAAGGGGAGAGUGUUUCAUUUAUUUAGACCAAGUAGUGCUUUGCCGCCAUUGUGUGGCAUCCUUGUGCCAAGGAACUGUAUUGAAGUAUGUUGUAGAGUUUUAUUUCGACAAAAGUAAUGCUGUGUGUUGCCACCUGUUGUCAUUUUGGUGCCAAUAAAGUAUGUGGAAGUGCAUUGUUGAGUUUUAUUUUGACAAAAGUAAUGCUUUGCGACCACCUGAUGGCAUUUUGACUCCAAGGAACUAUGUUGAAUUAUGUUGAGGUUUAUUGAGACAAAAGCAGUGCUUUUGCUCUAUACUAUGCUAUCACGAUGGACCGAUAAACCUUUUUAGAGUACUGUGUCAAUUUUCAGUCGGAAAGUAAGUGCCUGUUGGUGCCAAGGAACUAUGUUGAAGUGUGUUGGAGUUUCAUUUUGACAAAACUAGUCCUGUAAUAAUAGUUUAAACCAUUAAUGUUCUGCAAACUAAGCUACCAAAGAUCUUAAACUGUUUAAAGAUUGUUUGAUUUUGAAAAAAAAAAAAAAAAAAGCAUCCAAAGUGCAUGAAAACAUGCAACAAAGAUUCUCCCAAACUAACAGCCCACGCCGACUCGUCUUCUCGUCCAGGUUCGGCAGCUUGUGAGAGAAGGUCGACUUGAGUUCGUCCUGGGCGGCCAAGUGAUGCCCGACGAAGCCGUUACCGAUCUCGAUGAUUUGCUUGUGCAAAUGACAGAGGGCCACGGCUUCCUCUUCGAGACAUUCGGCGUGCGUCCUCGCUUCUCGUGGGGCGUCGAUCCGUUUGGGGCCUCCGCCGCCGCGCCCGUGCUCUUCGCCCUGGCCGGGUUCGACGGUCAUCUCAUCUCCCGAAUUGAUUAUGACCUGAAAGAUUCCAUGCAGAAGACGAAGAAAUUGCAGUUUGUUUGGAGAGGUUCUGCCUCUUUGCAAGAGCGGCAGCAAAUCUUCACACACACCAUGGACCAGUUCAGCUACUGCACUCCGUCUUACCUGCCAUUCUCCAACAGGUCGGGCUUCUACUGGAACGGCGUGGCCUUGUUCCCCGACCCCCCGAAAGACGGUGUGUACCCAAACAUGAGUUUGCCCAUCACCAAGGAAACAGUGCACGCUUACGCCAGCACCAUGGUGGAGAACAUCAAGCAGAGGGCCGACUGGUUUCGGACCAAGCACGUUCUGUGGCCAUGGGGCUGCGACAAACAAUUCUACAAUUCGUCCGUGCAGUUCGCCAACAUGGACCCGUUAAUGGACUACAUCAACAAGAACAGUAAGGACUUGGGGGUCACGGUCCGCUAUGCCACACUCGCCGAAUACUUCCGAGCCGUACACGAUGCGGAUCUUGUCUGGGAGGUGCGCGGGAGUGAAGACUUUCUGCCUUAUUCUACCGAGUCCCACCAGGCGUGGACAGGAUUUUACGCCUCUCGGAACAUCCUAAAAGGGGUGGCGCGGCGAGCCAGUGCCCAACUUCAUGCGGCCGAGACUCUCUUCACGCUGUACCGGAUCAACUAUCCGGACGGACCUGUCACAAAAGACUGGGCGCUUGCUAAGCUAAAAGCUCUACGCUGGGCCGUCUCGGAGGUCCAGCACCACGAUGGCAUCACUGGCACCGAGUCCCCAAAAGUAGCAGACAUGUACCUGCAGCAUCUUACACAGGCCAUGAUGGGCGGCGAGGAGCUUCUGGCGGCCAUCUUCUUGCUGCCGCACAACAUCGACAUCCUCAACGCCCCCCGCAACCACAAAAAAGCGGGCGCUCGGCAUGAUUUGGAGCAAUACGUCAUCGUUUACAACCCGCUGGCGUGGAACAUCUCGACGGUCAUCAAUGUCACGGUGACGUUUCCGUUUGCACGUGUCUUUGAUGAGUCAAGACGACCCGUCCCCGCGCAGAUCCAAAGGUCCGCCUUGUCCAAUGUCACCUACGACUUGUUCAUCCUGGCCGACCUGGAAGGUCUUCAGCAGACAAAGUACUUGAUCAGUUUCUCAGAGAAGCCGUGCCCGCUGAAGUCCAAGUGUGGUAGCACAUUCGAAGCCAAAGAGGUCCAUUUUGAAACGCGCAGCAUCCGGGACUGGAAGAAAGUGGGUAGCAGGCUCCUGCCGGUUCUGAGCGAGUGUUAUAAGCUCAUGUUCGACCAGGACACCAAUUUACUACACAGUAUCACGCAUCUGCAAGACAAAAGACGGGUCCGGGUGACUCAGGAUUUUUGGGAGUACCGUGCCAACGGUGACGUGAAAGCAGGGCCCAUAUCAGACAACUACAUCUUCAGCGCCAACGGUUCAGCGGUGCGGGCGUACGAGGCUGUGCGAAUGGAGAUAGUCCCCGGUGACAUCAUCACUGAAAUCAGGCAGUACUUCUACAGGAAUGAAAGCGACGAGGACUAUGCCUUCUCCAUCAUCACCCGCGUCCCAGAAUGCUUUGGGAGCAAAGUGCGAUGUCAUGGCCUGGAGCAGACGUACUCGCUGGGGCCGCUGCCUGUCAACGCCGAGGUCGUCCUCAGGACCAGCUCAUCUUUGAAGAGUGACAGAACGCUGUACACGGACAACAACGGCUACCAGAUGAUGAAAAGGACGCAUAGAGAGUUCGCCAACAACACUUUAGCUCGAAAUUAUUUCCCGAUGGUUCGCACGGCCUACAUCGAGGACGAGCUCAGCCGACUGGUGCUGGUCGCCGACCGGGCCCACGGCGUGUCCAGCCAAGCCAGCGGACAACUCGAGGUCAUGCUCCACCGACGGCUGUGGAACAAUCUGCCCUGGAACCUCGGCUACAACCUGACCCUCAACGAUAGCUCGGUGGUCCGGCCCACGCUGCACGUGAUGCUGGCUUCCAAAAGCGUCGCUGCCAAAAUUUACCAGAGGGAGGCGAUAGAGCUGCAGCACAGACCUGUCGUCAUGCCCGUCGACCUGCCACAUCUGCGCUGGCAGGAGAAUGAGCAUAAAAGAAGUCCUCACGCCCGUGCCGUGGUGCUGCCGCCCAACCUGCACCUGCUCAGCCUCAGCAUCCCCGGCUGGAAUUACAGCGUCCGCUCAGGUGAAAAUGUGCAACCCGAGCCUGACUAUGACCGGGUCCUGUUGAGAAUCAUGCAUCUGUUUGAGGAAGGAGAAGACCCCGAGCUUUCAAAGCCACUCACCAUCAACUUGAAGGAUGUGCUCCGGGGCAUCGGGGACCUGUCGGCCAUGGAGGAGCGCUCCCUGACGGGAACUUGGGAUAUAGGUAGCCUGCAGAGGUGGAGGUGGAAAACAGCAGAUAACAAAGCUGAAAAGAAGAGAAGCUCCAGGCGCUUUGGAGACGAUCCUUUCUCAGUGACCAUUUCAGCCAAAGAAAUCCGAACCUUCUUUGUUUCCUUCAACUCCAGGAAUCUUUAGGUUGCCUUCUGUGGAGAUGUACUUUUUGUUUAGUUUUUUUUAGAAUAUUAAAUGCUGUGAUUUAUUCUUGAGGACUUAACCAUGAUGAUUCUAUGAUGACAGACUCAUUCAAUAAAGUGAUUCUUUUGGCUGCUUUGUUACCGGAUUGUAAUUAGUAUUAAUGUUAUAUUAAUGAA